AGCCGGUGAUGACGACAUAUUUCCGCGACCUGUAGUUCCUGUCGGGCUGUGUCUUUUAAUGUUAAAACUAGAGAUGCCCUUAAACUAAAAAGGUAUAUAGUUAAAACCAGCACCACUGGGUUUUCUUAAAUUGCGCCAUUUAACAGCAAUAAACAUCUCAACUCGAUGAACGUUUGCAAGAAGUCGUAACACGUGAGUGAAAGGCUAGUUAGCUUCGUCGCUAAUUCACGUGCUCUUUUACUACAGUCUGUAGCUACAAUAGUGACCCAUUUUAACUGCAGCUGCUCGUAUGGCUGGCAGCAGGAUUAAACUGGAGCUGUCUCGGGUGGUUCAGGGAAGAAGUCGGCUGGGUGUCUUGAAGGGACUCGGCAGGACGGGACAGCAUUCCUUGGAGGUCCCGGGGUGUCUGCUGUACACACACUUUGGCACAGUCCCCCACCUCACUCAGGACACGCUGCACACCCUGAGCAACCUCUCCUCUGUCACUCAGGUCACUCUGUCCAAUAUAGCAGAACACCAGGAGGUGUUGGAGGAAUUUAAGGAUGGAUUCAAGAAGUUUGCAGGUCUUCAUGAUACUGUGUUGUACUGCUCGCUUCACGACCCUGCAGCCCCCUGCCCGCCGGGUUAUACCACUAACAAGACGGUGUCAGUGUGGGGCAGCGGUGGGCGGAUAGAGCUGACUGUGGCCAAGUUCAUGGCUCUCCAGAAGACCGUGCGGCCAGACUGGUACCAGAGCAUGGCAGACGGAGAGACGUGGCACAGCAACACCUCUCGUAAACGGGUUCGAAAGUCUGUGGAUCGAACUCUUGCCCACUUGGACGAGUGUCUGCUGGUGCACCAAAACUCACAGGAGUUACAGGGAGUGGAGGUGUUCGGCGUGGUGGAGGGAGGAGACAUCCUGGAAGAGAGGGUGCGCUCGGCCAGGGAGACAGCCAAAAGGCCCGUGGCAGGAUUCUGCCUGGACGGCCUCCAGACGGGCUCCAUGGACCAGGCCCUGAGGACCCAGCUCAUCGCUGCCAUGACCAAAGAGCUGCCCGAAGACAAACCCAGGCUGCUGCAGGGUGUAGGACGACCUGAUGAGGUGCUGGCCUGCGCCGAGGCUGGUGUGGACCUGUUUGAGAGUUUCUUCCCGUUCCAGGUGACGGAGCGAGGCUGCGCUCUUUGUUUCAGCUUCGACAUCUCACCGGACCCGGAGCGCGCAGGUAGAGCGUCCCCUGCAGUGCUGGAGCUGAACGAUGAUGAAAAGUGCACAGCAGGCGAGACGCAGGCGAAUGGAGAUGUUACGCUUGAUGAUCAAACCCAGAUGACAUCCUUUGAAAUCAAUCUGAAAGACAAGAGGUACCAGGACGACUUCAGGCCCCUGGUGGGGGGGUGUGGCUGCUACUGCUGUCAGAACCACCAGAGGGCAUACCUGCACCACCUGCUGGUGACCAAUGAGCUGCUGGCCGGAGUCCUGCUCAUGAUCCACAACACAGCCCACUAUAACGGCUUCUUCAGCGCCCUGAGAGAGGCUAUUGCCAACGAUAAACUGGAUCUCCUAAAGAGACGGGUACUUGGGGAGAGAGUUGGGCAGACAGAGAGAAAGGAAUAAGACGGACAAAUCAGAAAGAUAGCAGAGGGAUUGAUCUUGCUCCUCCUCCGAAGGAUUACUGGACUGACUUUCCAAAGGCAAUGAAAACUCUUCCCAGUGCAGUUAGAGGAUGAACUUUGAUGCUGCAGAGUCCUUGACACUGAGUCACUCAUAUAUAUUGCUAAAGUCAUGUCUCUCCAGCAUGUUCAAAAGCGGGGGAUUGAAAGAGAAAAGAGGAGCAGAUAAAAUGAUGUUGGGAUGUUGAUUUCUGUGCCUUUUAGCUUUGUGUCCUAGUUUCACAUCAGGAGGACCGCUCCUGUUAAGCUUGUGUAUUGAUCUGAGCAGAUAGGGUCAGGUGUCUGAAGAGGGAAAGGAGCUGGAUAAGAAGUCAAGAGGAAUUUGCAUAAAAAAAUAAAGAAAGAAAUGUGAGGAUGGAUGGUGGUGGACUAUCGACUAUGACCGACUCCCUGUGUUCCUCCUGCUGUGGCCUGAUUGCAGGUCAGCAGAUGACUAAUGUCCUCUGGACUCAUUGACACAGCAGCAUGGACCAGAGGGAGAACCAGCCAGGGUGACCAGGGACAAAAAAUUACCAAAAUAGAUCAUGCUUUUCUGCUUUUAUACAUUAAAAAGUCAUGUGUCAUUUAAGUUA
Molecule: messenger RNA, 2219 nt
Organism: Seriola aureovittata
Lineage: Eukaryota; Metazoa; Chordata; Actinopteri; Carangiformes; Carangidae
Gene: qtrt2
Product: queuine tRNA-ribosyltransferase accessory subunit 2
Exons: 8
Coding region: 290-1591 (433 amino acids)
Molecular function (GO): tRNA-guanosine(34) queuine transglycosylase activity
Source: RefSeq, a predicted model, not a curated record